Molecule: messenger RNA, 1561 nt
Organism: Betta splendens (Siamese fighting fish)
Lineage: Eukaryota; Metazoa; Chordata; Actinopteri; Anabantiformes; Osphronemidae
Gene: emb
Product: embigin
Exons: 9
Coding region: 83-1015 (310 amino acids)
Biological process (GO): cell-cell adhesion
Cellular component (GO): cell-cell junction
Molecular function (GO): cell adhesion molecule binding
Source: RefSeq, a predicted model, not a curated record
GAGGGGUGCAGCGGGAGCGCGAUGCAGCAGGCAGGCAGACGGAGGAAGGAGACCCAGAGAGAAACCUGCUCACAGAGGACUGAUGAUCAUGUCGGCCUCCUGGAAUCAGCUCUUUUUUCAGACCACUCUGCUUCUCGUCUCCUGCAGACACAUCAGCACAAAGACACCCGGCCCCACGCCCGCACCUCUGCUUCCCAUCGGUCCUUUGACAAAUUUAGUGAAGACCGUUGAAGUCAGAGCAAAUGAAAGUCACACGGUUGAACUGCUGGAACGUGCCAGUGUAGAACUGGUGUGUAAGUGGGCCGGUAAUGAGAACAAGCCCCAAAAUGUAACUGGCUACUGGACAAAAGAUGGGAGUGAGAUAAAGAAUAGCAGUGUGACAGUUCAGCUGGAGAAGGAGCAGUACGUCCUCAAACAAAUGUUCACAGUUCUGAAUGAAACAGACCUCGGGAAUUACUCGUGUGUGUUUGGAAAUGAGGCAAAAGCAGAAUUCAUAUUAGCAGUUCCACAGAUCGGGGAAAAGCGAGAUAAACCUAUAAUUGGAUAUGCGAACGAUUUUAUGGUAAUUCAGUGUAAAAUAGACGACACCAAACCAGUUCCCACCUCCUGGAAAUGGGCCAGAAUGAAUGGUACCGAAAAGGAGCCCAUCGUUGCUGCUGCAGAGUCUCGCCGGUACAAAAUCGAAAUCGAGGAGAGGAAGACUAAGCUGUUUUUCCACAAGAUGACGAAGGCCGAUGCUGGGCUCUACUCCUGUGGGGCUGUGUAUGCCAUCGGCACCGCGUACAGCCAAGUGGAGCUCAAGAUCAUCACGUUCUGGGAGCCCCUGAAGCUCUUCAUAGGGAUCUUGGUGGAGGUCAUUAUCCUGGUUGCUGCAAUUCUGAUCUACGAACGGAGUCAGUCUGGGAAACAAUGCACCAAAGAAAAUGGGCCAAAUCCUGAUCAAAGAAACUCAAUGACACAGGAGGAAAAUAAUGAUGAAGAGGGAGGUUCUGCAGUGAGACAACGCAAAGUUUAAGAGUCCAAUCUUUUACAUUCAGCAGCUUUAGGCUUCUUCUCUUUUGCCUAUUUUCUAAAGUGAAACAUGUAGCUUAAAAGCAAUUUUCAAGCAAUUAUUUCAUGAAUGUCUUAAAUAUAUAUUUUUACUAAACGAAUUGCAAUAACCACUGUCUUCAGACUCCCUCCCGUACAGUAGUGCUGCUUUUCUGUGGAAAUUCUUUUACCGAAGCGUUUCCGUGUCACUUCCUGUGCCAGUUAAUGUUCUGAUACCUGAAAGUACUACAGAGCUUCAUUGAUGUCAGUCAUGCAUUGUGGUUUUCAAGCAGUGCCUUACACCCGCAAAGAUGCAAAUGAGUCACCAGUUGUUUGCUUGCAGCCUCCUUUUUCCACCUGCACUUGCAAAAUGAUUAACAGUUUGUGUCUGCAUUAUCAUAUAUGAAAUGCUUGCUCAUCUACAAUCUACAAGUGUUGUUACUUAAUUGUGAUGUUUGUUUACCUGCACUUAAUCAUUAAGAUGCUGCUGUAUGUUUAGACAAGCAGAUUAAAAUGCCCCCCUAAAAUGUUA